Alligator mississippiensis (American alligator) is the source of this 714-nucleotide messenger RNA. It is a transcript of the gene POLR2L, whose product is annotated as RNA polymerase II, I and III subunit L. Gene Ontology annotation, molecular function: zinc ion binding; DNA binding; DNA-directed RNA polymerase activity. Gene Ontology annotation, biological process: transcription by RNA polymerase I; tRNA transcription by RNA polymerase III; transcription by RNA polymerase II. The transcript is spliced from 3 exons. Lineage: Eukaryota; Metazoa; Chordata; Crocodylia; Alligatoridae. Gene Ontology annotation, cellular component: RNA polymerase II, core complex; RNA polymerase I complex; RNA polymerase III complex. The coding region runs from base 174 to 377 and encodes 67 amino acids. The record is from RefSeq and is a predicted model, not a curated record.
CGAGCGAACUCACCUUCCUCCCCUCCUCCCCCUCGUCCCGCGGGGAAGUGGUACGGCCCGGGGAAGGGCCGCGGCGGUUGGAGCGGCGCGUGGCGGCACGAGUCCCGCCGAGGUAACGGGCCGCCUCGAGCCGCUUCCCAUGGUGGCGGAGAGGGGAAGGUUCCUGCAGGAGAAUGAUUAUCCCAGUCAGAUGCUUCACCUGUGGCAAAAUAGUUGGAAAUAAGUGGGAGGCAUAUCUUGGACUGUUGCAAGCAGAAUAUACAGAAGGGGAUGCCCUUGAUGCCCUGGGCUUAAAGAGAUACUGCUGCCGCAGAAUGCUGCUGGCCCAUGUGGAUCUAAUCGAGAAGCUCUUGAAUUAUGCCCCUCUGGAGAAAUGAACAGCAAGUAGUAGUUGGACCCAAAAUGGACCAGAGCUUCACCAGCAAGCCUGAAAUGGGACUAUGGGGGUUAAAGAUAUACAAGCCACCUGUAUACCAGCCAGGGAGGGAUUUCACUUUCUGGCCACGGUUCUGCCCCAGUCACUAACCUCUUCCAAGGAAACCAGUGAAAGAUGAAAUCCCAUUAGUCAAGAACUGGAGUUUAAUUAAAGUCUGAAUGGCAGUUGUUUACAGUAAUCCCAGAGGGUCAAGCAGGCAGCUUCUAGAAGUUGUUUUCUGUACUUUUAAUACUUUUCCUGGCAAUAAGCUUCUGAAUAAAUUUUGUUAUAAAAAAUAA